UGUAAUAAAGCUAAACCUAAUAUAGCAAAUUUAUUUGAAUUAUAAUAAUGAUAAUAUCAUUAUUUUGGACAUUUAUCAUGGCGGUUAGCGCGGUACAUUGCGGUUUUGUUAGUGAAAACUACGUUAUCGAUAUGCCAGAUAUCGACGCCCCGAAGGCUGACACCACACCCUUCCAAAUUUACUGGAAUGUUCCAACCAAACAGUGUAAAUCCAAAAAUAUACCCUUUGACGAUUUAUUACGUAAAUUUAAAAUAUCCUAUAAUAAAAACGACAGAUUCGAAGGCGAAACGAUAACAAUAAUUUAUAAUGUGGGCUUAAUACCAGCUGUUUUAAGAAGAGACGGUGGAAAAUUCUCGGUUCGUAAUGGUGGACUGCCUCAGGAGGGGAAUUUGGAGCUGCAUUUGGCUGCACUUAGAGAAACUAUCAUAAGAUUGAUUCCUGAUCCAGAUUUUAACGGAGUCGGUGUAUUGGAUAUGGAGGACUGGCGCCCGAUAUUCCGACAGCAAUGGGGCAAUCUGGCGCCUAUCUCUGACUUUUCACUUAGUAUUGAGAAGAGGAAAUAUUGGUGGUGGCCUGCUUCAUGGCAAAAAAUGGAGGCGACAAAAAGGUUUGAAGAUGCUGCAAGAGUAUUUAUGGAAAAAACAUUGUCUACAGCAAAGCAAAUGAGACCAAAAGCAGUCUGGGGUUACUAUGGAUUCCCCUAUUGUUUUAAUAUGGAAGGCAAAAAUAUUGUAGAGCACUGUUCGAAAGAUAUUAAAGCAGAAAAUGAUAGAACUUACUGGCUAUGGGCCGAAAGCACAGCUCUCUAUCCAUCAGUAUACACUAAAUCCAGUAAUUCAACAUCUGAGAUUGAGAAGCUUGUGAGAGGUCGACUCACUGAAGCCAAUAGAUUGAAGAAAGCAGGGGACCUAGUUAUACCUUAUUUCGGGAUUACGUAUAGAAACGGAGGCUUCACUAAAGAGAAGGACGUUAUUGCAGUACUUGAAAUUUUACAGAAAAAAAAUGCAUCUGGUCUUAUUGUAUGGGGAGCUUCAGCUAAUGUUGAUACAGUUGACAAAUGCAAGCAAUUAUAUAAUUAUGUAAAUAGUAAAUUUGGACCCAUUGCGAAGAAAUAUAUACAAAGAAUCAAUAAAUUACGCGAAAAUAAAAUACAAACACUUUCUAUAAAUAUAGAUGACUCUAAUGAUUCUCUAAAUAAUUCCACUAAUGUUAUAACUACGACACAUACAACAACUUUGAAAUCAAGUGAAGACAAUAAUGUCCAUGAAAAUAUACCGGCUACACAAAUAUCAAAGAAUAUAUCACAUAGCAAUGAACUGGAACUUCCACUGAAUAAAUAUUUUUACGAGACUGACGACAGUAAAAUAGACUCUCAAGGUAUCAAGGAAAGUGGUAUAUGGAAUAUAUCUGAAAAUAAGUUAACCGAUGUUUUGAAUAAUAAAAAUGAUAACCUUAUAACGUUAUUCGAAACGACGAAUAAUAAUGGAAGUUAUAAUGAUAAUCAAUUAAAACUGUCUACAAGCAAUUUGACGAAGUUUGUAAAUCUAUUAAACACUAAUUUUACCCAAAAUAAUGUUGAUAAGGAACAGCACUUUAACAAAUAUUAUUACGAGAAUAAUGCCAGUGGAGUAGAGCUUAAUAACACUAAUGAAAGUGAUAUCUGGAGUAUAGUAAAAUACGUAACAAAUUUUGAAAAUGGAAGCAUUACUGAAACAGUUAUUGAACAGUUGAAUGAAAAUUCCAGAAUUAUGGUCCAAAAUCACACAGAUCGAAACUUGAACUCAUCAACAACUACUAAUGCAACCUCUAAUAACGACAGUAAAGAAUGUAAAAACAAGAGUGAAACCUUUUCGAUAACAAUUGAAUGUACAACUUCAUCUUCUAAUGUAACAAAAAAUAAUACACAAACAUAUCCUUUGAAUGAUUUAAUAAAAUCAAAUCAAAAUACAAAUCCAGCGAACAUAUCAGUCAUUGAUAAUUACACAGAAAUUACUCCAGACAUUAAAAAAAAUAUAGAACAGGGGGAGCAACUAAACAAUUCUUUUUACAAGACUGAUAACAAUAAUGAAGAACUCAAGAACUCCAGUGAAAGUGAAAUCUGGAAUAUCGUACACUACGAGAUAAGUUCUGAAAAUGAGAUCAUUGUUGAAAGUAUUCAAAGUAUGCAAAAUUCAUCAAUUAAUAGCAAUCACACUGAAAUUGCUCUGGAAGAUGUUGAUUCUACAAGUGUCCUAGAGUUUACCUCCUCUACACCGAACACUUCGAAACCCAAUUCACAAAAUUUCAAACAAGCUAGUAGAGAAAACGAUGUAUCAGACUACUUUAUAACAGUAGGAUCUGAUUCUACAAGUCUGAUAAAUGCAUCAAUAAGUGAUGUCGAAACCGAUAUAAAUCUCAAAAAUUCUAGCAGUCUAGAAAUAAACAUACUUCCACCAAACAGUUAUUCGAAAAACAUUUCACAAAAUGUUAAAGAAGAAGAACAACUCCUUAAUAACACCUCUUAUGGUGUAUCCGGCUUUUUAACCACAUUAAUAGAAGAUAAUACGAACUCUAUGAAUGCAUCAUUGAAUGAUACUAAAACUAAAACCAGCCUGGAAAAUAAAGAACAAUUUAGUAAAAACAUAUCGUACCCUAACAUUGAAACGACAACUAUUGGAGUAAAGAAUGUGUCCGACUAUUUAGUGAUAUUAGCAGAAGAUUUUACUAAUCCUAUAAACACGUCAAUGACUAGUAAUGUCUAUGAAAUAAUUAACAAUUUUCCGGAAGAUCUUGCACAAAAUGUAGAACAAGAAAAGCAACUUCUAAAUUACACGUCUUAUACAAAUAUCGAAGAAAAUCAUGUUCCCGGACUUUUAACACCAUUAAUAGUCGAUUUUAAUAACAAUAUGAAUGCAUCAUCAAUCAAUGACAAUGGCACUAAAAUUAAUCUCGAAAAUAAAGAUCCAUUUACUAAAAAUAAAACCUUCGCUUACAUUGAAACAACAACUUAUGGAGUUAAAAAUGUAUCCAACGAUUCAAUAGUUUUAUUAAAAAAUUGUCCUAAUCUUUCAAACACGUCUAUUAAUGGAAAUGGCACUAAAUUAGAUCUCGGAAAAGAAAAACAAUUUACUAAAAACAUCACUUAUUCUAACAUCGAAACAACAACGAGUGGAGUAAUCAAUGUUACCGACUAUAUAAUUAUAUUAGCAGAAAAUUUCACUAAUCCUACAAACUCGUCAAUGACUAGUAAUCUUGAUGUAAUAAUAAACAAUCAUUCGAAAGAUUUUUCACAAAAUGUUAAGCAAGAAGAGCAACGAAUCAAUCACACCUCUUUUCAAAACACUGAAGCCAAGGGUAAUGGAAAAAGUGAUGUAUCUGGCUUUUUAACAACAUUAACAGUAAAUUUUCCUAACUCUGUAAAUGCAACAAAAAAUGACAAUAACAUUAAAAUUAAUCUUGAAACUACAGAACAAUUUACGAAAAACACCACCUAUCCUAACAUUGAAAACACAAAAUAUGUAGUUAAUAAUGUGUCAGACUAUUCAAUGAUCUCAGCAGAAGAUUUAACUAGUCGAAUGAAGACUUAUCCUAACAUUGAAAAAACUACUAAUGAAGUAAACAAUAUUACGGACUAUUCAAUGAUAUUAGCAGGAAAUUUUUCUAGUCCUAUGAACUCCUCAAUGACUGAUAAUGCCAAUGAAAUAAUAAAUAAUUUUCCGAAAGAUUCUUCACAAAAUGUUAAUCGAGAAGAACAACUCGAAAGCAACAGCUCUUUUUUCAACGUAAAAGAAAAAGCUAAUAGGAAAAAUGAUGUGUCCGAUUAUUUGAUAACAAUAGCAGAUUUAAAUAAUAUUGUGAAAACAACAACAAAUGCUAAAUAUAUUGAAACAAAUCGAGCAAAAUUUAGCGAUAAUAACGACGUAUCCGACUAUUUAAUAACUUCAAAAGAAGAUUUUACUUAUUUUGUAAAUACCCCAUUGACUGGUAACGCAGGUGAAACAAAUCUUGAAAAUGAAGAAUCUAUUAAAAACACCACUGUUGAUAACUUUGAAGCUAGUGAAGAAAACGAUGUAUCAGGCUAUUAGUAUUAACUGUACUUGUUCUUUUAGGAUGUCAAUAAAUGGUAGUAUCCUAAGUCCUUGAAUUU
Molecule: messenger RNA, 4126 nt
Organism: Pararge aegeria (speckled wood butterfly)
Lineage: Eukaryota; Metazoa; Arthropoda; Insecta; Lepidoptera; Nymphalidae
Exons: 6
Coding region: 48-4064 (1338 amino acids)
Biological process (GO): hyaluronan catabolic process; carbohydrate metabolic process
Molecular function (GO): hyalurononglucosaminidase activity
Source: RefSeq, a predicted model, not a curated record